Diabrotica virgifera virgifera (western corn rootworm) is the source of this 1923-nucleotide messenger RNA. RefSeq lists its product as uncharacterized. Bases 1 to 1923 code for a protein of 640 amino acids. The transcript has a single exon. Lineage: Eukaryota; Metazoa; Arthropoda; Insecta; Coleoptera; Chrysomelidae. The record is from RefSeq and is a predicted model, not a curated record.
AUGGAUAAAUCGAGAAAAUUGAAAUUCCAGCGGCAUACAGCGCUCAAUGACAUUCAGUCCAUUUUUGAUUUGGGUAAUAGAGCAGUGUCGGACUUGAGUUUAAGAUCGUUGUUUAAAAUUAGAGUUAGUGAAAUAGAUUUGAUCAAGGACGAAUUUUUAAAGCAGCAUACAAGCAUUAUUAAUAAUGUUUUGUCGGUACCGGAUUCAGAUACGGGGGACGAAGAAAAAGUCCGAGAAUUAUUCUUGGACUUAUUCUACAAAAUAAAAGUUUUUGACGCGGAAUUCUUUGGGUCACCAUCUGAAAGUCCAGGUCCAGCGUCUUGUGCUUCCGGCGGAGCUCAUCCUUCGCACAUUCGCUUACCUCGUAUUGAUCUUCCGCAUUUUCAAGGAAAUUUUAUUAAUUUUGAAUCCUUUAUAGACCUUUAUAAUUCGAUAGUGCAUAACAAUGCAGCCCUAGGAAACGUAGAAAAAUUGAAAUAUUUGAAAGGUUGUUUAGACGGGACUCCGCUUAGCUUAAUUCGCAAUUUGCCCAUAACUAACGAUAAUUACCAAGUGGCUUAUGAUUUAAUUGUUAAACGGUACACAAAUGUUCGUCGUUGUGCGACCGCCCAUUGGGAUGCGAUAAUGGGCGUUCAAAAAAUCUCUGCGGUUAACUCGAAAAAUCUAGCUAAAUUAGUAGACACCUUUUUAGAAAAUUUAGCCGCAUUGAAAACUUUAGGCCUUCCCACUGAGCAUUGGGAUUUCAUUAUGUUCAAUUUGCUUUUGUCGAAAUUAGAUGUUGAUUCCAUUAAGCUAUUCGAGUUGGAAAAUAAGUCUAAUGAAAUCCCUUCAUUUAAAAAAUUAGUAGCGUUCAUCGAAACCCAAUACAUCGCAUAUGAUAAUUUAGACAGUAGUAUAGGUGAGGAAAAGAAGUCGUCGCGGGCCCCAAAUAACACGGAGCCAAAGGCCAACUCCAAGCAUAAGACUGGUGAUUCAAGGCACAAUCGUAGUAGCUCGUCGUUCGUGACAAAUUCGUCUUCAGUAUGUUGCGCUCUAUGCAAACAAAGCCAUUAUCUCAACCAGUGUUCGUUGUUCUUGAAAAAAUCGCCAAAAGAGAGAUAUCAGUUUUGUAAAGAGUCUUCUUCCUGUUUUAAGUGUCUUAAUCAGGCUAAUCAUUCAGUCAAGUCGUGUCCUAAAUCCUUCAAAUGUAGCAAAUGUAGUAGUCAUCUCCAUAAUAGUUUGUUACACUUCGAGAGAAACCGUUCCAAUAGUCAGUCGUCCUCAGAAAAUAAUAGUCCAGGGACAUCGGGAAUCGAAUCGUCUCCUGAAGUAUCCCAUUGUGCCGCUAGUUUUGUAGGAAAUAAAAAUGAAACCAAAAAGGAAAUCUUGCUCGGUACUGUUUUGGUUCAUGCGAUUGACAGUAAAGGGUGCAAACAACCCUUGAGAUGUCUUAUUGAUUCGGGUUCGAUGAGUUCGUUCAUUAGUCGAAAGGCUGCCAAUCGAUUGGGAUGGCCUAAAACUCCUUGCUCGUUCGAAGUUAACGGACUCAAUUCGAUGCAAACGAAACUGAAUCAGGGGCAAAUAAGUUUCUCUAUCCAACCUCGUCAUCAGGAGUCACCGGUGUUUCAUUUGGAGGCUAUUAUUACAGAUCGGGUUUGUUCGGAUUUGCCCAGCACCCAAAUAGAUAUUUCUGCUUGGAAUUAUAUUAAAAAUUUGAAGUUAGCUGAUCCCAAAUUUAAUUGUAGUCAAUCGGUCGAUUUGUUAAUUGGUUGUAGUAUAUUUUCGAAGGUGUGGUUAGAGGGUAAAAUUGAAGGUAAACCGGGACAACCUGAUGCCCUAAAUACCGUUUUUGGAUAUAUUUUGUUGGGCCCAACUAGCACCUUUCGUCAACUUGUUCUUCUUCUUCGUCACUUGUUUGUCUUUCAAAUGUGGAAGACUCGUUAG